AUGAGUCGCGUGUGUAUUGUUGUUUUGGAGGAGGUAGAAGAUGAAUCUCCUGCAUUCAUUUCUAAAUUGCCACAGGAAGAUAAAUCCCUGCAUUCACCACCUUCUGGAAGUGUAUUGCCAUCACUGGUGCAAGCUAUAUUUAAUGGAGAUCCUGAUGAAGUUCGAGCACUAAUAUUUAAGAAAGAAGAUGUUAACUUUCAGGACAAUGAAAAGAGAACUCCACUGCAUGCUGCUGCCUAUCUUGGAGAUGCAGAAAUCAUUGAACUGCUUAUUUUAUCUGGAGCUAGAGUUAAUGCCAAAGACAGCAAAUGGUUGACACCUUUACACAGAGCAGUUGCAUCUUGUAGUGAGGAAGCAGUGCAGGUACUUUUGAAGCAUUCUGCAGAUGUUAAUGCUCGAGACAAAAAUUGGCAAACCCCUUUACACAUAGCUGCUGCUAAUAAAGCUGUAAAGUGCGCUGAAGCUUUGGUACCUCUUCUGAGUAAUGUAAACGUGUCUGAUAGAGCGGGGAGGACUGCAUUACAUCAUGCAGCUUUUAGUGGACAUGGUGAGAUGGUCAAACUGCUCUUGUCUAGAGGUGCCAAUAUUAAUGCUUUCGACAAGAAAGAUAGACGGGCUAUUCAUUGGGCAGCAUAUAUGGGUCACAUUGAAGUAGUGAAAUUACUUGUGGCACAUGGAGCUGAAGUGACAUGCAAGGAUAAGAAGUCUUACACCCCCCUUCAUGCAGCAGCCUCUAGUGGAAUGAUAAGCGUAGUCAAGUACCUUCUGGAUCUUGGAGUUGAUAUGAAUGAACCAAAUGCCUAUGGGAAUACACCUCUUCAUGUAGCCUGCUAUAAUGGACAAGACGUUGUAGUGAAUGAACUUAUAGACUGUGGUGCUAAUGUAAAUCAAAAGAAUGAAAAAGGAUUUACUCCCUUGCACUUUGCUGCUGCAUCAACACAUGGAGCAUUGUGUUUAGAGCUUCUAGUAGGCAAUGGGGCCGAUGUCAAUAUGAAGAGCAAGGAUGGGAAAACCCCACUGCACAUGACUGCCCUCCACGGUAGAUUCUCCAGAUCACAGACUAUUAUCCAGAGUGGAGCUGUAAUCGACUGUGAGGAUAAAAAUGGAAACACCCCUUUGCACAUAGCAGCAAGGUACGGCCAUGAGCUGCUAAUCAACACUCUUAUUACAAGUGGUGCUGACACUGCAAAGCGUGGCAUACAUGGAAUGUUCCCCCUCCAUUUGGCAGCCUUAAGUGGUUUUUCAGAUUGCUGCAGGAAACUUCUUUCUUCUGGAUUUGAUAUAGAUACCCCAGAUGAUUUUGGCAGGACCUGUCUACACGCAGCUGCAGCUGGAGGGAAUUUGGAGUGCCUAAACCUUCUGCUGAAUACUGGUGCAGACUUCAACAAAAAGGACAAAUUUGGGAGAUCUCCGCUGCACUAUGCUGCUGCCAACUGCAAUUACCAGUGCCUGUUUGCUCUUGUGGGAUCAGGAGCAAGUGUGAAUGACCUUGAUGAAAGAGGAUGCACACCCCUGCACUAUGCAGCCACAUCAGAUACAGAUGGCAAGUGCCUGGAAUACUUAUUACGAAAUGAUGCAAAUCCAGGGAUCCGUGACAAGCAAGGAUACAAUGCAGUUCAUUAUUCAGCUGCUUAUGGUCACCGUCUAUGUCUUCAGCUGAUUGCAAGUGAAACUCCUUUAGAUGUUUUAAUGGAAACCUCUGGGACAGACAUGCUGAGUGAUUCAGAUAAUAGAGCAACAAUAAGCCCUUUACAUUUGGCUGCCUAUCAUGGUCACCAUCAAGCACUAGAAGUGUUGGUACAGUCUUUGUUAGAUCUCGAUGUGAGAAAUAGUAGUGGAAGAACACCCUUAGAUCUUGCAGCAUUUAAGGGCCAUGUUGAAUGUGUGGAUGUACUCAUUAAUCAGGGAGCCUCAAUUUUAGUCAAAGACUACAUUUUGAAGAGAACACCUAUACAUGCAGCAGCAACAAAUGGUCAUUCAGAGUGCUUGCGGCUGCUAAUAGGAAAUGCAGAACCACAGAAUGCAGUAGACAUUCAAGAUGGAAAUGGACAGACUCCUCUGAUGCUGUCUGUUCUCAACGGGCACACAGACUGUGUUUACUCACUGCUGAACAAAGGAGCAAAUGUAGAUGCCAAAGAUAAAUGGGGAAGGACAGCAUUGCAUAGAGGGGCGGUUACAGGCCAUGAAGAAUGUGUAGAUGCAUUACUUCAACAUGGUGCUAAGUGCUUAUUUCGAGAUAGCAGGGGCCGGACACCUAUACACUUGUCAGCUGCCUGUGGACACAUUGGUGUUCUUGGAGCCCUUUUGCAGUCAGCAGCAUCCGUGGAUGCAAAUCCAGCCAUAGCAGACAAUCAUGGAUAUACGGCACUUCACUGGGCCUGCUACAACGGUCAUGAGACAUGUGUAGAACUUCUUUUAGAACAGGAAGUUUUCCAGAAAAUGGAAGGAAAUGCUUUCAGUCCUUUGCAUUGUGCUGUGAUAAAUGACAACGAAGGUGCUGCUGAAAUGUUAAUUGAUACUUUAGGUGCCAGCAUCGUGAACGCCACAGAUUCAAAAGGAAGAACCCCUCUCCAUGCGGCCGCCUUCACAGACCACGUAGAGUGUUUACAGCUGCUGCUCAGCCAUAAUGCUCAAGUCAAUUCUGUAGACUCUUCUGGGAAGACACCUCUCAUGAUGGCCGCAGAAAAUGGACAGACAAAUACAGUUGAGAUGCUGGUUAGCAGUGCUAGUGCAGAUCUGACUUUACAAGAUAACAGUAAAAACACCGCCCUCCAUUUGGCUUGCAGCAAGGGUCAUGAAACUAGUGCCUUGUUAAUACUGGAAAAGAUAACAGAUAGAAACCUCAUCAAUGCAACCAAUGCAGCCUUGCAAACACCUCUGCAUGUUGCUGCCCGAAAUGGGCUGACAAUGGUGGUUCAGGAACUUUUGGGGAAAGGAGCAAGUGUGCUUGCAGUAGAUGAAAAUGGCUAUACCCCAGCUUUGGCCUGUGCUCCCAAUAAGGAUGUGGCUGAUUGCCUAGCUCUCAUUUUGGCCACCAUGAUGCCUGUCUCAUCAAGUAGCCCUUUAUCAUCCCUGACUUUCAAUGCCAUUAACCGUUAUACCAACACCUCAAAAACAGUCAGCUUUGAAGCCUUGCCCAUCAUGAGGAAUGAACCUAGCUCCUAUUGCAGUUUCAACAACAUUGGCGGGGAACAGGAGUACUUAUACACUGACGUGGACGAGCUCAAUGACUCCGAUUCUGAGACCUACUAAGAGGCUGAGCCAGAGGUCUGAGAGAGGAGUUCUGACACUAACGCUUCAGAUUGUGCUUUUUCAGGAAAAAGGCACUUUCUUACUCACGUACAGAUUCAACCUAAGAGGAAAGAUCGAAGAAUGAUAUGAGAAAUAUGACAUUAGGAAGAAGAGUUUCAAAGGCAAGUUUUGCAAAAGGAACUUCUAGAAUCUUGAAAUAGACUUGACCGGAAGAAAACACUUUGAUGUCAAAUUACUUUGUGGAAUUGUUUAAUUUGGUUUUGCAGUGCCAGGAAUAAUUUGGGACACUGUGCUCCCUAAUCUGCUUACACAAGCAACACUAUUGUAAAAGAAGAGAUAAGGACACUAGAUUUAAAUUUUACCAAUAAACUACAACUAAAUUUAAGGGCAAUAAAAGUUUGGUACAGUAGGCAUUAUGUGCACAGCAAAUUGCCAAAGGACCAAGUAACUUAAAAGUUUUUUAAUAGAAUGCCAUUUUGUGGAAACCAGAAUAGGUGAAAUGAGACAUUAUCUAAACCAAACUUUAAUAUUUCUGAAAAUGAAGCUGAGAUUUGAUUUUAAAUGUUGAUUUUUUUUUUUAAAGAAAACAUCUGAAAGCCUUCAAAUACUGUAAUUAAACCAUGAGAGAAAGCAGAUGUAUUUUUACAUUUUUUCUUUUACAUAUAAAUUUAAAAAUUCCAACUUUUAUAAUAUUAGAAUUAAAAACCAGCUGGCUGAGUGCAGUCAGGGUGAAAAUACUUGUGAUGUAGACAGAGAUAGAUUGGGGUCGGGCCGUCGUUGCCCAGGUCUGAAUGGUUUAGGUUUAAAAUUGAACUAUUUUUGUUUGAAAAUGUAAAGAUUUCCUAGAAGAAGAAAAUUUCAUGAAAUCAAAAAGUAGAUUAUUUUCACCCUAUUGCAGCUAAGUGGUCCUGGGGAAUGAAGUUUUCGACCUCGCUACUUUGGAUAGUACACCUUCAUCACUUAUGUUACUUUUGUGCCUCCACAAUGGAUUGGGGGAUUUUUGUUUUCCCUGUUUAGUGAAUAAUCAAAAAGAAAAAAAAUCCCUUGUAAUUGAUAAGUUAACAUUAUCGGGUCUCUUGGAAGGCAUUUCUGUAUUGGGUCCUAUUCAGAUUCAAACAUGCUAUUACUUGGGGAAAGAAGCAAUUGCCUGCCGAAUUGGAAGACUGCCUUUCAAAUAACAGAGAAAGGCUGUUGUUUAGGCUUUUAAAUAACAAUUUAUAUGGUUCUGCUUUUACUGUAACUGUCACUUUCCCAGUAAGAAUGAUUUCACAUAUGUAGGGGGUCUUACAGAUCUGGGUGAAGUUCCAUAAAUUUUCACAAAAUGAUACCCAAUUUCAUUUUAUCCUUUUUGUAUUGUGAAACUGGAAACUUUAUGACAUUGUAAAUUUCAGCUGGUUUUUCUGAAUAUAAAGUGUGAAAACACAGAACAGUAUUUUGAUCUAUUUGAUAAUUUUGUGGGGUUUUUGAAGAAUUAAUGAGCAUGUACAUAGAAAUAGUGACUGCUUGAAUACUGUAUUUACUUGCACUCUUUCAGUACAUCAAGAUUCCUGUAUAUUUUAGAGUAUAAUAAAAUACAGAUGUGAGUUGUAUUUAAUGAAUAAUGUUAUUUGUAUCUGUGCAUAUUACCUAAAAAUCUAUAAAGUUUCUAGGGCAUUGACUACUA
This is a messenger RNA of Ailuropoda melanoleuca (giant panda), 4915 nucleotides long. RefSeq names its product ankyrin repeat domain 28 (gene ANKRD28). The transcript is spliced from 28 exons. The record is from RefSeq and is a predicted model, not a curated record. NCBI's taxonomy places the organism in Eukaryota, Metazoa, Chordata, Mammalia, Carnivora, Ursidae. Bases 1 to 3252 code for a protein of 1083 amino acids. Gene Ontology annotation, molecular function: protein binding.